Closterium sp. NIES-65 is the source of this 534-nucleotide messenger RNA. The record is from the annotation of a GenBank genome assembly. NCBI's taxonomy places the organism in Eukaryota, Viridiplantae, Streptophyta, Zygnematophyceae, Desmidiales, Closteriaceae.
AUGGCUCCAGUGGCAGUGAUGGUGCUGCUUGCAACCAUGCUGGCGCCAUGCUACGGUGUGCCUGCAAACGGGAACUGGGUGGGGUCUCAGAGGUGUAACGUGCCUUUGAGUCAGCGUGCAGGGGACAGUGCACAGUGCAGGGUUCGAGGCAGCAAGGGAGAGGCUGGCGAUGAGUAUGAGAGAGGUGCUUGGCAGUGCGUGCCAAGGGGAGGAAGGCAAGCUCAGGGGUGGGCGGGGGACAGUGUGGAGUGGAUGGCAACGAAUGGUGCGUGGAUUAGAGCAGGUGGAGUGCAUGGGUCAGGACUGGAGGGGCGGCUGGAGUUGCCAGUUGCAAGUCUAGUCGCACUGCCCAGGAAGCAGGUGCAGUGCUUCCUGGGCAGGCCAGACUUUGAUUUCCUCCACAGCUCUCGCCCCGCCCAGGAGGCGAGAGCUGUGGAGGAGAGGAGACUGCCCAGGAGGCGAGAGCUGUGGAGGAGAGGAGACUGCCCAGGAGGCGAGAGCUGUGGAGGAGACUGCCCAGGAAGCACUCCAUAG